AAAGACUUGCGGAACGAACUACAUUGCAAAAGGGCAAAUGGGAAGACUUAGAAUGUGACACCAGUAUGUUGUUCUUUCCUUCCGUGAAAAUCCCUUCCGUCGUCAACAUGAGUCCCACGCUACAUCUUACAGUUUAGUUGGGCAUUUAAUUUUUUACAUGGUGAUCAAUUUAAAAGAACUCUCACCAUAACCGUAGUGAAAAAUAUUUUUCUGCAAAUGACCUCACCUCAUCUAUCACAUUGAGAGCAUUGUGUCUUUUCUUCUGAAACUGGAUCUGACAAUAAGUUCAAUAGCGUUAAUAACAACCAAAACCGCGUAUUUUAUUAACGUGGUGAAGUAUGGAGACAGAAGGUCGGGACUUUUUGAACACUCCUCCUGUAAAGAUCGUCAGAUUUGGAGGCAGUGUGGCAGAAACGUUGGCUAAACACAAACGGGGAGACUCAAGUGACUAUGAACUGUUAAAACACCAGCUGGCUGAUCCUGAAAUAAAGGAUGCUCAGAUCAUCAACUGGCUGCAAGAAUUUCGGACUUGUGUGACCCAGCUAACCAAAGAUCAUGAACAGCUCAUCUACACAAUCUUGAGGCUUCCUUGGGUUGGCCGAAGCCAGGCUGUGGUGGAGGAGUACAUGGCCUUCCUAAGUAACCUGGUUUCAGCACAAACUGUCUACCUAUGUGCUUGUCUCAAGAUGGUGGUUUCCCACUUCACAGCAAAGCGAGUGAUGAUCUGUGAAGAAGGAAUUGAUAUCUCUGACUCAGAUGAGGAAGAUGAAAACCUCCCCAGGAACUUCAAUCAGA
This is a messenger RNA of Notolabrus celidotus (New Zealand spotty), 795 nucleotides long. RefSeq names its product putative RRN3-like protein RRN3P2. NCBI's taxonomy places the organism in Eukaryota, Metazoa, Chordata, Actinopteri, Labriformes, Labridae. Gene Ontology annotation, cellular component: nucleus. Gene Ontology annotation, molecular function: RNA polymerase I general transcription initiation factor activity; RNA polymerase I core binding. The annotation marks the transcript as partial. The record is from RefSeq and is a predicted model, not a curated record. The transcript has 6 exons. Gene Ontology annotation, biological process: transcription initiation at RNA polymerase I promoter.